Messenger RNA from Panthera uncia (snow leopard), 13199 nucleotides. It is a transcript of the gene HIVEP2, whose product is annotated as HIVEP zinc finger 2. The coding region runs from base 4221 to 11543 and encodes 2440 amino acids. Gene Ontology annotation, biological process: regulation of transcription by RNA polymerase II. NCBI's taxonomy places the organism in Eukaryota, Metazoa, Chordata, Mammalia, Carnivora, Felidae. Gene Ontology annotation, molecular function: DNA-binding transcription factor activity, RNA polymerase II-specific; RNA polymerase II cis-regulatory region sequence-specific DNA binding. The record is from RefSeq and is a predicted model, not a curated record. The transcript has 10 exons. Gene Ontology annotation, cellular component: nucleus.
CGUUGGACUAAACAUUAGCCUUAGUGGUGGGAUCAGGUCAUCAAAACUGAUGUAUAUUUGCUUUUUUAAAAAAAAAAUAUUUUAACUGCUCAAUUAGCUGAGUACCUAAUAUUCACAUUAUGCCACUUAAUCUAAUGUUUUAAAGAGACAUUUAAGCUUUCAACUAACAUCCAUUCUAGUGAAGCAAAAUGCUGCCUGCUACUUUUCCUGCUCAGUUUCUGGAAGUUUGGGCAGCUGCUGCUGUGUGUGCUGAAGGGAAAUUGGAUUCUUAAAGAAACUGCUUAAUCUUGUCUAUUAAGCAAUUAAAUAAAAUGGGCUCUCAGAGUGUGUAGCAGGCGGGUUUGGAAGUGAAAAAACAUUUCGAAAAUCAUGUUUUGCGUUUAAAAUGGAUGUUUAAAAAUGCAACGGCAUACAUUUAAGAGAAAAUGAUGAUUUGGGGAGUUUUUAUUAAGUGCUUCAAGUCAAGAAAGUCUGAAUAUUAAAGAACUUAUACAAUGACAGGAGAAGCCGCUUUAGUGGAAGUAGGCCCUGAAUUUAAAUUAGAUCAACCUAAAAGGGCACAGUGAAAUUUAUUCCAAAUCGUUCAGAUUUUUCUCCUUUGAAAAAAAUCCCCAUCAAAAAGGGUAUCGCCACUUUAUUCUGCAGAGUUGUCCUUCAAAGCAGUGUCGCCACUGCACGGGGACCUCAGAAAUACACUGAUUAUAGGUCGAAAUGAAAAACAAAACAAACCAAAACCGAAACCAGCAGUGCUGUUGUCGAAGUCAUUCAGGGGGCUGUCCUCCCUUUUAAUGUAUUCGUUUUUAAUGAAAAGGGAAGGGAGUAUUUGAUAUAUCCUGACACUUGGUCCCUUUCCGCGAAAUCUGAAACUUGAGACGCAAAACAUUCCGCAGUUGUUGGUGAAAUACCUGCCUUAAAAGCAGAACCACACUGAAUGUCUUUGGCCCGGAAUUCCAGAGACUAAUUUCCACCCCUCCCACGGAGUCACCUGCUCAGGGGGAACCCCGGCCAGAAAUCCGGGUCGCGCCAGGUCAAAUCUUGCGCGUCUCUUGUUUACUCCGCCCGGGGCAGGGCGGCGGCGCGGCCGGGGGGGUGGGGAGGCCGCUCGGGCCCGCGGUGCCCGGGGCACUAGGCUCCGCUCAGCUCGGCGCGGGUGCUCGGGCGCCCAGGAGGGGCCGCGCGCGGUCCCGGCCGGGCGGGGGACCACCCGGAGGAGGCGCUCCCGGCGCCCGCCCGGCCCUGCCGCCACUCGCCGCGGCCUCCGGGGAACCUCCCCCGAGGGUGCACACGAGUCCACACACGCAGGGUAACGGCUCGAGGGAGCCCCGGAAUCCCCCGGGUGUCGCUGGGCAGGGGAGGAAGCCCAGGGUCCCUGUCCCCACUCGCCUGGGAUUCCCUCGUCCGUGGGCCCCGGUCUCCCCGCGCGGGCUGCGAUUUCACUCGAGUCCCCUCUUGGGCGAGGGAAGCGCGCGGGUGGAGGCAGCGACUAGCCCCGGGUCCCAGCGCGGCCCACCGGGACACUGGUAGCAAUAACCCGCGCAGCUGCCCAUGCGGGCUUGAAUACCCCCGAGAGGGCGGGCCGCGUGUCCCAAGCGGGGUGCGCCUAGGGCGCCCCGGUGAGUGACCCCAGGGAAGGCAUUUGGGGCAUUUCGAACGCGUGAAAAGUUCGUGCUUCUGCAGGGGCGCGGAAAGUGCUAGUAAAACGCUUUGCAAAGCUCCAGAAUGCAGCCGGGAGCUAGUCUGAUUUUUUUUUUUUUCUUUUUUUUUGACUGUAACAACCGUGAGGACGGGCGAGGGCGAGGGCGAGGAAGGGGAUCAGAGGUACACGGACAAAGUCAUAAUGACAAUACUAAUUAUUAUAUAAUUUUGUGAUCAAGACAGGGAACGAUUAGAUUAAACGAGGAAAUGGGGAAGAUGGGGGGGGGGGGCUUCCACGUCCCUAAAGGAAAUUCUCAGGCUCUUGGAGACGCCCAAGUUUUUUUUUUUUGCAUGACAAGUAGAGACUGGUUCUCGGGGGAGUUCCCCGAUCCGAGCGAGCGGGAGCGCGGCCCUGGUCUUCCCGCCCCGAGCGGCCGCAGCGGGGCCAGGCCCUGCCCUCCCGGCCGCCUCCCUCCCCCGCCGCCCCGCCGCCCCGCGCGCCGCACAUCCUUCUCCAGCUUGCCGACUCCAGACUGGUUUUUCUGGUUCAGCCUCCCUCCCUGGGACGCGCUGGGGGAUCCGAUGACGUCGCUGGCUGAGUCUCUCCCUCUUCCUCCCUCCUUCCCUCCGCCUCUCCCCCCGCCCGCCCUCGCCGCGCACUCCUCCUAGUAACUUCUGUUCGGGGAGGCGCUGCCAGGAAUAACCCGGUGCGUCCACAGCCCCGGAGGGGAGGCGGCCGCUGCGGCUCCCGCACGCAGACUGCUUGCGGCCCGGGCCUCGCGCUCCCUCGCGAGCCCCGCGGCCCCUGCCCUGGGCCCAUCUCCGUAUAGUGUCAGAAAAAUAAAUAAAGGAAAGAGGAGCCUGGGCUGGCGGUCGGGAUCUCUUCCCUCCCUCCGCGCCCGCCCUCCCUCUGUCCUUAAGGAAAUGCUACCAGACACCCCCCACCAGACACGCUCAGCCUUGGCGAGGAGCGGCCGCCGCGGCAGCGAGAACAAGGGCACCAGGGGGGUUUCCUCCUCCUCCUCCUCCUCCUCUCCCUCCUCUUCCUCCUUCUCCUCUCCGUCCUCCUCCUCCUCCUUCUCAGCGGUGACUUUCCAGGUGAGCGGCCGCCGCUGCUGCGAGGAUCCCCCUUGCCCGCUCGGGCUCGGGCCACCGCGUCGCGCCCUCCUCCCGCCCCUGUCACCCGGCGGCGGCCGGGAGCUGACAGCCGCCCGAGGGGCUCGCGGCCCGGAGGCGGGCAGCCGGCGGGAGGCGGGCUGGAGGUGAGAGGGUGGAGAGGAGGCGAGCGGGGCGCCGCCGAGCGCUGUCUCUCCCCGCCGGAGGAGGGUCUCCACAAAAACAUCUUCGGGGACUGUGGCACAAGUCUUUGCCAAGUUGAGUCCUGGACCUUGAGGCUCCCCGGAGCCCGGAGCAACUUGGAGGGUCUCCUGGCUCGUUAACGAUAUUUCUACACGUCUCGACUUUGGGGUGCUGGGUGCAGCCUUGGGGCGCGCGGAGGGCGGACCGACCAUUUGGGAGCGCAGAGCGGCGGGAAUCUAGGUUCCUCGGCUCGGUAAGUGGCCUAGGCGCCGUGUUUUUCCUGCCUCCUUCAGCAUUGGGAGCUUGUUUCACUUUAUACUGAAAUCGCCUCCGCCGGACUCGGUCGCGUCUCGCGGCGCGCGCCCCCAGCCCCUUCCCGGUGUGGCGAGGGUGAGGGUCGGAGGGGGCGGGGAUGGGGGAGACCUCGUCCGGGUGGGGGGGUGGUCCGGCGCGUCGGGAAAUGCGGGGAAUACCCUGGCCGAGGAUCUAUGCAGAUGAGGGGAGGCUGCUUUGCGUAAUGUCCUGGGGGGAGGGGGCCGCGCGGGAGCGCUGGAGGCAGGAAUGUGCCUGGUUACUAAUGAGGGACGUGCACCGGCGCGCACCGCCGGGCCACCGCUGCGGCUGCCGCGGCCGCCGGCCGCCCGUCGUCAGGUGGAGUCUUUGAAUUUUUAAAAAGACAAUGGUAAUCAGAUUGACUUGAAAAAUUAAGUGAAUUGACUUGGUUGGAACACUCUUUUACCGAUUCAGUAACAUUCAGCUGCUGGGUUUCCAGAAGUUAUGCAUGAGUUCCAGUGAGGAGAGUCGGCACCGUGGAAGACAUAGAUGGUUGUGAUACAGUUUUUUGAUAUGUGGAUAACAGGAAGCAUCAAGACAAUCAUGUCCAUGAGAAUGCUAAACCAUUCAGAUCGUUUUAUCUUAGUGAAACUGGCAAUUGAACUUUGCUCUAGUUGAUGGGCAAAACUGCUCCCAGACUAUUCAUCCCAAUUUCAUGCUAGUUGAAAAUCUUCAAAUGCCAUAAGGAAUCUUCAUAGAUUUGCACUUAGCUUUUGGAUGGACAUUUCUACAAUGGAGAGAACUGUGUUAUAGCCCUGGUCCAAGGCCGUUACCAUCUCAUGCUCAUAAGACUACGGGGUGGGUGUGGCAGGUUCAAAGAGAAGGAGCACUCGGCCAGUUUGCAGACACCCUGGACCAUGGAAGCUAACAAGCUUUGAAAAGCACAGCUUUGAAGACACUCCAUGAGUCUGCAUGGCUUUCAAGUGAACUAGCACUUAAGACCUUGUAACAAAAUGGACACUGGGGACACAGCUCUAGGACAAAAAGCUACCUCAAGGUCUGGAGAAACUGAUACAGCAUCAGGUAGAUGGAGACAGGAACAAUCAGCUGUUAUUAAGAUGAGCACUUUUGGCAGUCAAGAAGGACAGCGGCAACCACAAAUAGAUCCUGAGCAAAUCGGAGACACAGCGUCCGCACAACUCUUUGGUUCUGGGAAACUGGCCUCACCUAGCGACGUGGCACAGCAUGUCACAGAGAAGCAAUACCCACCGCCUCGUCCGAGCCCUUACUCAUGCCAACAUUCACUCUCUUUCCCUCAGCACUCAUUGCCACAGGGGGUCAUGCACAGCAGCAAGCCACAUCAGAGCCUCGAAGGCCCUCCGUGGCUUUUCCCUGGCCCUUUGCCGUCCGUUGCCUCCGAGGACUUAUUUUCUUUUCCUAUACAUGGCCACAGUGGUGGUUACCCCAGAAAAAAGAUUUCAAGCCUGAACCCUGCUUAUAGCCAAUACUCUCAGAAAAGUAUCGAACAGUCCGAAGAUGCUCACAAGAAAGAGCACAAACCCAAAAAGCCCGGCAAAUACAUUUGCCCCUACUGCAGCAGGGCGUGUGCCAAACCAAGCGUACUGAAAAAACACAUCAGGUCCCAUACUGGGGAGCGGCCAUAUCCAUGUAUACCUUGUGGUUUCUCUUUCAAGACAAAGAGCAAUUUGUAUAAGCACAGGAAGUCACAUGCCCAUGCAAUUAAGGCAGGAUUAGUCCCUUUCACAGAGUCAGCUGUAUCUAAAUUGGACCUAGAGGCUGGUUUUAUUGACGUAGAAGCAGAAAUACAUUCAGACGGUGAGCAGAGUACAGACACGGAUGAGGAGAGCUCUUUAUUUGUUGAGGCUUCUGAGAAAAUGAGUCCGGGCCCACCAAUCCCAUUGGAUAUUGCCAGCCGAGGUGGCUAUCAUGGAUCACUGGAAGAAUCACUGGGAGGUCCGAUGAAAGUGCCGAUUUUGAUUAUCCCCAAAAGUGGGAUCCCUUUACCUAACGAAAGCUCUCAGUAUAUAGGUUCUGAUAUGCUACCGAAUCCGUCACUAAAUACUAAGCCUGAUGAUUCUCACACAGUUAAACAGAAACUUGCACUAAGACUGUCAGAGAAAAAAGGACAAGAUUCUGAGCCAUCUCUCAACCUUCUGAGCCCGCACAGUAAAGGAAGCACUGACUCCGGUUACUUCUCUCGCUCAGAAAGUGCGGAGCAGCAAAUAAGCCCUCCAAACACAAAUGCAAAGUCUUAUGAAGAAAUCAUCUUUGGAAAAUACUGUCGGCUUAGUCCCAGAAAUACACUCAGUGUUACGACCGCAAGUCAGGAGCGUGCCACAAUGGGUAGGAAGGGCAUGAUGGAAUCAUUACCUCACGUAAACACCAGGUUAGAUGUCAAGAUGUUUGAAGAUCCUGCAUCACAGCUGAUCCCAAGCAAGGGAGAGAUCGACCCCAGUCAAGCAAGCAUGCUGAAAUCCACGAAAUUCAACAGUGAAUCCAGACAAUCCCAGACUAUUCCGUCAUCCAUCAGGAACGAAGGAAAGCUUUUUCCUGCAAAUUUCCAAGGCAGCAGCCCAAUUCUCUUAGAAGCUCCUGUGGACUCUUCACCCCUUAUUAGAAGCAACUCGAUGCCAACUUCUUCAGCAACUAAUCUUAGCAUUCCUCCUUCUUUGAGAGGAAGUCACUCAUUUGAUGAAAGGAUGAGUGGCUCCGAUGAUGUGUUCUAUCCGGGAACGGUGGGGAUACCCCCUCAGCGCAUGUUAAGGAGACAGGCUGCAUUUGAGCUGCCCUCAGUACAGGAGGGGCACAUGGAGGCAGAACACCAUGGCAGGAUGUCCAAGAGUGUCACAGGCUUAUCCUUGAAGGAAAAGAAAUUGAUUUCUGGGGACCGCAUGGGGUAUGACUAUGAUGUCUGCCGGAAACCCUACAAGAAGUGGGAAGACUCCGAAACACCAAAGCCAAGCUACAGGGACAUUUCCUGCUUAAGCUCUUUAAAACACGGGGGUGAGUAUUUCAUGGAUCCCUCGGUGCCAUUGCAGGGAGUGCCAACCAUGUUUGGAACUACUUGUGAAAAUAGAAAACGCCGGAAAGAGAAGAGCGUGGGAGAUGAGGAGGACACCCCCAUGAUCUGCAGCAGCAUCGUGAGCGCACCCAUGGGCAUAAUGACUUCGGAUUACGACCCCAAACUGCCGAUGCAGGAAGGCGUAAGAGGUGGAUUUGUCAUGGCGGGACAUGAGAACCCUUCCCACGGUCACUCGGAGCGCUUUGACCCGUGUCGACCUCAACUCCAAUCUGGAAGUCCAUCUCUUGGGUCCGAGGAGUUGCCCUCAGCCACCGAUGCAGAUAAGAUUUCAGACCUAGCGGGCAGGAAACCUCCUGGAAAUGUGAUUUCUGUUAUUCAGCACACAAACUCGCUGAGCCGCCCCAACUCAUUUGAAAGGUCUGAGUCAGCUGAACUGAUGGCUAGCGCACAGGACAAGGCCUCUUCACCUUCUGAGACCUGUGACAGCGAGGUUUCAGAAGCCCCGGUGAGUCCAGAGUGGGCUCCACCUGCGGACGGUGCUGACAGCGGGGGGAAGCCGUCCCCUUCCCAGCAGGCCCAGCAGCAGCCCUACCACGCGCAGCCUAGGCUGGUUCGCCAGCACAACAUUCAGGUUCCUGAGAUUCGAGUGACGGAGGAGCCUGAUAAACCAGAGAAGGAGAAAGACGCCCAGAGUAAAGAGCCGGAAAAGCCCGUGGAGGAAUUUCAGUGGCCCCAGAGAAGUGAGACCCUUUCCCAGCUCCCAGCUGAGAAGUUGCCACCCAAAAAGAAGCGUUUGCGACUUGCAGACAUGGAGCACUCUUCAGGGGAAUCCAGCUUUGAAUCCACAGGCACGGGCCUCUCCCGCAGCCCCAGUCAGGAAAGCAACUUGUCCCACAGCUCCAGUUUUUCAAUGUCUUUCGAAAGAGAGGAUGCCAUUAAGCUCCCCGCACCUCCUAAGCCAGACGAGUUUGGGAAGCACUCAGAGUUUCUGACCGUCCCUGCUGGGUCGUACUCCUUGUCCGUCCCGGGCCACCACCACCAAAAAGAGAUGCGGCGCUGCUCGUCCGAGCAGAUGCCUUGCCCUCACCCAACGGAAGUUCCGGAAAUCCGGAGCAAAUCAUUUGAUUACGGGAAUCUGUCCCACGCCCCGGCGGCAGGGGCAUCGGCCGCCACGUUAUCCCCAUCGCGGGAGAGGAAGAAAUGCUUUCUGGUGCGGCAGGCUUCCUUCAGUGGCUCUCCGGAGAUCGCCCAGGGGGAGGCUGGUGCAGAUCUGGGUGUAAAGCAGGAGCACAUGGAGCACCUGCACGCGGGCCUGAGGGCCGCGUGGCACCCUGCCCCCGCCUCCGUGCUGCCUCCCCUCCAGGCAGAGGACCCUGGGAAGCAGAUUGUGGGUCCUUGUGCCCAGCUGAGCUCAGGUCAGCUCCACCUGGCCCAGCAACAGAUCAUGCACAUGGACGGUCAGGAAUCCCUGAGAAAUCCCCUGAUACAACCGACAUCCUAUAUUGCAAGCAAGCACUUGUCUGAACAGCCACAUUUAUUUCCACAUCAAGAGACUAUUCCGUUUUCUCCAAUCCAGAAUGCCUUGUUUCAGUUUCAGUAUCCUACCGUCUGUAUGGUUCAUUUACCAGCUCAGCAGCCUCCCUGGUGGCAGGCACAUUUCCCACAUCCCCUUGUGCAACACCCUCAGAAGAGCUACGGCAAGCCUUCUUUCCAGGCAGAAAUCCAUCCUAGCUGUCCCUUAGAGCAUGUUGCAGAGCACAUUGGAAAGAAAUCUGCUGAGCACGCACACCCGAAAGAGCAAACCUACCCGUGUUAUUCAGGAACAUCAGGGCUACACUCAAAGAACAUUCUUCCGAAGUUCCCGUCAGACCAGAGCACCAAGUCACCUGAUACUCCCUCUGAACAGGUUCUUCAAGAAGAUUUUGCCUCUGCAAACGCUGGGCCUUUACAGUCCUUACCGGGAACAGUGGUUCCUGUUAGGAUCCAGACCCAUGUCCCGUCCUACGGGAGUGUCAUGUACACGAGCAUUUCUCAGAUACUUGGGCAGAACAGUCCUGCAAUUGUCAUAUGCAAAGUGGACGAGAAUACUACCCAAAGAACACUGGUGACCAACGCGGCCAUGCAAGGGAUCGGAUUCAACAUUGCCCAGGUGUUGGGGCAGCAUGCAGGCUUAGAAAAAUACCCCAUUUGGAAAGUACCUCAGACCUUACCCCUUGGCUUAGAAUCCUCAAUCCCCUUAUGUUUACCUUCCACCUCGGACAGCGUGGCCACCCUGGGGGGUAGCAAGCGUAUGCUUUCUCCAGCCAGCAGCUUGGAGCUCUUCAUGGAAACGAAGCAGCAGAAAAGGGUCAAGGAAGAAAAGAUGUAUGGACAGAUUGUUGAGGAGCUCAGUGCUGUGGAGCUAACCAGCUCAGACAUCAAGAAGGAUCUGUCCCGCCCACAGAAACCCCAGCUGGUUCGACAAGGUUGUGCUUCUGAGCCAAAGGAUGGCUUGCAGUCCGGGUCAUCUUCCUUCUCUUCACUGCCCCCUUCCUCAUCUCAAGACCAUCCGUCUGCCAGCCUGUCCAUGAGGGAGCCGUUCCCGCCCAACUCCAGGGCACCUCCUCUAGGCCAGAAGUCCAGCGGGCCUUCUGAAAGCAGAGAGUCCUCAGAUGAAUUAGAUAUUGAUGAGACGGCAUCUGAUAUGAGCAUGAGCCCACAGAGUUCCUCAUUGCCCCCCGGAGACGGUCAGCUUGAAGAGCAUGGAAGGGGCCAGAAGCUGCCUGUCAGCAUGCUGGUGCACAUGGCCUCUGGCCCAAGCAGGAAGAUGGCAAACUCAACUCUUCUUUUCACGGACGUGGCAGAUUUCCAGCAGAUUCUUCAGUUCCCCAGUCUGCGGACAACAACUACUGUGAGUUGGUGCUUCUUGAAUUAUACAAAACCCAAUUACGUACAACAGGCCACCUUCAAAUCCUCAGUUUAUGCUUCAUGGUGCAUUAGUUCCUGUAACCCAAACCCAUCAGGAUUGAACACCAAGACCACUCUGGCUCUUCUGAGGUCCAAGCAAAAAAUCACUGCAGAAAUUUAUACUCUGGCUGCUAUGCACAGACCUGGAACUGGCAAGCUUACGUCAUCAAGUGCAUGGAAGCAGUUUGCUCAGAUGAAACCUGAUGCAUCCUUUUUAUUUGGCAGCAAACUAGAAAGGAAACUAGUUGGAAAUAUCUUAAAGGAAAGAGGGAAGGGAGAUAUUCAUGGAGAUAAAGAUAUUGGAUCCAAACAAACGGAGCCAAUCCGAAUUAAAAUCUUUGAAGGAGGGUAUAAGUCAAAUGAAGAUUAUGUAUAUGUCAGAGGACGUGGACGUGGAAAGUACAUUUGUGAAGAAUGUGGGAUUCGCUGUAAGAAGCCAAGCAUGCUCAAAAAGCAUAUCCGCACUCACACUGAUGUCCGGCCAUAUGUAUGCAAGUUAUGUAACUUUGCUUUCAAAACGAAAGGAAACCUAACGAAGCAUAUGAAAUCUAAAGCACACAUGAAGAAAUGCUUGGAGUUGGGAGUUUCAAUGACAUCAGUGGAUGAUACAGAAACCGAAGAAGCAGAAACUAUGGAAGAUUUGCACAAAGCAGCUGAGAAGCAUAGCAUGUCCAGCAUUUCAACUGAUCAUCAGUUCUCAGAUGCUGAAGAAUCGGAUGGUGAGGAUGGAGAUGAUAAUGACGAAGAUGAUGAAGAUGAUGAUGACUUCGAUGAUCAGGGAGAUUUGACACCAAAAACAAGAUCAAGAAGCACCAGUCCUCAGCCUCCUAGAUUCUCAUCCUUGCCUGUGAAUGUUGGCGCCGUGCCACAUGGAGUUCCUUCAGAGAGUUCCCUGGGGCAUUCUUCAUUGAUCAGCUAUUUGGUCACUUUGCCAAGUAUUCAGGUUACUCAGCUGAUGACGCCAAGUGACACAUGUGAAGAUACUCAGAUGACAGAAUACCAGAGGUUAUUCCAGAGCAAAAGUACAGACUCAGAACCGGACAAAGACAGGUUAGACAUACCUAGUUGUGUGGAUGAAGAGUACAUGUUGUCUUCGGAGCCCAGCUCCUCUCCGAGGGACUUCUCACCCUCAAGCCACCAUUCCUCACCAGGAUAUGACUCUUCACCCCGUCGAGAGAAUUCACCAAAGAGGUAUCUGAUACCCAAAGGAGAUGUAUCACCCAGAAGACAUUUAUCACCUAGGAGAGAUCUGUCACCCAUGAGACACCUUUCACCAAGAAAGGAAGCUGCGUUGAGAAGAGAGAUGUCACAAAGAGAUGUUUCACCAAGAAGGCAUCUGUCCCCAAGGAGGCCAGUGUCACCUGGGAAAGAUAUCACGGCAAGAAGAGACCUCUCUCCCAGAAGAGAACGAAGAUACAUGACCACCAUAAGAGCGCCAUCUCCCAGAAGGGCUUUAUACCAUAACCCACCAUUGUCCAUGGGGCAGUAUUUGCAAGCAGAACCAAUCGUAUUGGGGCCUCCUAAUUUAAGAAGAGGGUUACCUCAGGUUCCUUACUUCAGUCUCUAUGGAGACCAAGAAGGUGCUUAUGAACAUCCAGGCUCCAGCCUUUUCCCUGAGGGUCCUAAUGACUAUGUCUUCAGUCAUCUUCCGCUCCACUCUCAGCAACAAGUGAGAGCUCCUAUCCCCAUGGUGCCAGUUGGUGGGAUCCAAAUGGUUCACUCCAUGCCGCCGGCCCUUUCCGGUUUACAUCCUCCACCCACAUUGCCUCUGCCAAUGGAGGGCUCUGAGGAGAAGAAAGGAGCUUCCGGGGAAUCCUUCCCUAAGGAUCCCUAUGUCCUUUGUAAGCAGUACGAGAAAAGAUCUCCUCACGUUUUGCAGUCAUCUGGUCCACCUAGCACACCCUCUUCUCCUCGGCUAUUGAUGAAACAGAGCACUUCGGAAGACAGCCUAAAUGCAACAGAGAGGGAACAGGAGGAAAAUAUACAGACUUGUACAAAAGCCAUUGCCUCUCUCCGGAUUGCCACAGAAGAGGCCGCUCUGCUUGGGGCAGAUCAGCCAGCACGGGUGCAGGAACCCCACCAGAAACCCUUGGAAAGUGCACAUGUUAGCAUUAGACACUUUAGUGGACCUGAGCCAGGUCAGCCCUGUACCUCAGCCACCCACCCUGACUUGCAUGAUGGUGAAAAGGACAAUUUUGGUACAUCACAGACUGCAUUAGCUCACUCCACGUUUUACAGCAAGAGUCGUGUGGAUGACAAACAGCCGGGCUUUCCCAGCAGCAAAGAGCUACCUUCAAGCACAGAGGGAGGCAAUGAGCCUUCAUCAGAGAAGAGUCAACUACAUUGAUCUAAGAUGCAUGGAGACUUUCAUUUCCACAUUUUCCCAUUUUGUUUUUGGUUUUGUUUUUCUAGAAAUAGAGGUAAUCAAGUUUAUAGCAUGCCUGUCUUAAGUUACAGUAGUUUGCUAUUAUAUAUACUUUUGUUAUAUCAAAAGAAUUAGGUAAAUUAACAAGUCACCAUGAGCCUGACCAAAACAAAAUUUGAAAUUAACCUAUUGGGUCUGGUACUUUUAAAACUGUACAGAUGUUUGUGCCUUUUCUUUACUUUGCUUAUAUUCUUAUAAGCAUUUUUUAGCAGUAAUUUGUACAUAUUUUAGAAUUUGUGUAUCUGCUUUGUAAUAAAUGUAAUUUCUUUCCUUUUUUGGACACUUGGAUCUAAAUGAUGUAAAGCAAAACAGCAUCAAUAUAUAUGUGAGGUUGCACUAAAACAUAUUUUUAUAUGAUUAAAACUGAACAGCUUUUAUGUACAGCUCUGAUUCUGUAAUACUAAUAUUUAUUUACUUUGUUUCAUAAAUUGUACAUUUUUUUCUUAAUGUUGUGGAUUGCUUUUCUAUGUGAAGCAUGGGAUUUACUGUUGCGUAACUAGAACAAAAAUGUAUAUUGUAAACAAGAUAUUUAAACUAGAGUAUCUUAUUCUGCACUUAUGCAUUAGUUAAAAAAAGAAGAUAAAGGAUGUAUCAGUCAGUUCUUAACUCUUGUACAUUUUUUUUGUCUCUUGUUUGCCGGAUUGACUAUGACUUAAGCGCUGAUUGUGAUUUUAAACUUAUAGUACCGUAAAGCAUUAAAGUAAACAAUGUGCUAUUGUGAGUUUUUUCAAAGCUUUAUAAAUCAGUUAUAAAUAAUAUUAAAAGUAUUUGGUCUUAUGUGAACAUGUUGAUCUAUAUACUCAUCUAAAAAUAUGGGAAAACAUUCCACCCCAUGUAAAUAUGUACAAGUGCAUCACUGGUACAAUUUUAUGUAACUCAGUUGGACACUAGGUUGCCACAGACCUAUGCUAGGGUGUCUUUAAAAAUUAAAGUGACAAAGCACAUGGGACUGUGUAGAGCUUGGUUAUCGGCCGGCCCGGUGGCUUGGCAGGCAGUGCUGUGCGCUGCCCGUGGAAAAGACCUGGGCUUACAGAUCUCCUUGGUUCUUGCUGCACAAGAUGGUGACCAGAACUAAGGCUGCUCUGGAGGGGAUGUGUUUGGACUUGAGGGUUAGGAGUGGACCCGGGGAAGGGGCACGGAGACCUCUCGGCAGCCUUUCCUCUCAGCCGGUCCACAUGGUAACAGGGUUGGCAUCAGCUUUAGGGGAAGCCACUUCACCCUCUUGAAGAGGGGAAGAGGGUCAGGUUCCUGGCUAUCUCAGGGGGAACGGGGACAAGAAGCUUUCCAGGGAAAAGAAUUUGUGGGAGGAUGAUGUCUUUUGUACACAACAUUCAGUAUGGGCUUUGGUUAGCGUGGAGGUGGGCAGAGCCUUUGUUUGUAGGUCCGGAAGAAUGGAAGAAAGGGAGGGGGUACAACAACACGUGUGCAUACACGCACAUGUGUGUGCAUGCACACAUACACACACACAAUCUGGGUUAUCUUUGUGCUAUAUAGUGGAUUAUAAUUCUGUGAAACCAAGUUUGUAUAUUGAAUUACAUUAAGGAGUGUUCUUUAAAAAGAGAAAUAAAUAUACAAUUA